Messenger RNA from Mytilinidion resinicola, 510 nucleotides. RefSeq lists its product as uncharacterized. Bases 67 to 477 code for a protein of 136 amino acids. The transcript has a single exon. NCBI's taxonomy places the organism in Eukaryota, Fungi, Ascomycota, Dothideomycetes, Mytilinidiales, Mytilinidiaceae. The record is from RefSeq and is a predicted model, not a curated record.
CACAGUCAACGCCGCAUCGUCCCGCAUCGCAGAUCAUUUAUUUAUCUUAUAGGUGCCAAUAGUUUCAUGAAUACCCCAACCUUGAUGUGGCUUGCACAGACUGGUUCACACUGCUCCGCAAAGAAUAUGCCAACAAUGUUUAUCGAUGAUGGAUUCAUCCAAGUUGGCCGAUUGCCAAUAUGCGCCCAGAUAGUAUGUCAGCUCUCAGGCAUCAACAGAUACUACAUCCCUCUAUUCCCUCUGGAGGUAGAAGCUGCUCCUAGUUGGUGUCCUAAGUCCUUUUUGUCGCCAUACCCUCCAGUACUCUCCUCAUAUUCCAUUUUUGUUGCCAGAGUCGAAUCUCAGCCGCGCGUCACAUUCAGUCAAAGGCGAACGAUAUUGAGCAAGGAUUUGUAUUCGAUUGUAACCCCAAACCUGCCAUGUUAUAUCGCUUUCCAUGGAGUUCACAAUCAUUCGUCCCGGUUACUAAGCAUAUGAGCCAAAUCGAGGGUACACAGCCCAACACUACCU